Molecule: messenger RNA, 1711 nt
Organism: Ctenocephalides felis (cat flea)
Lineage: Eukaryota; Metazoa; Arthropoda; Insecta; Siphonaptera; Pulicidae
Product: coiled-coil domain-containing protein R3HCC1L-like
Exons: 6
Coding region: 301-1644 (447 amino acids)
Molecular function (GO): nucleic acid binding
Source: RefSeq, a predicted model, not a curated record
UUUGUAAUUAAUACUUGUUGUGUUAUCACAAGUCUCGUUAUCAUAAAUACUAAAUGGAUUAUGAUGAAUUCCUAAAAAAGAUUCAUGCACAAGUUUUAUUAAUAAAAAGGCAUAUAUUAAACUAUAGUUAAAGCGAAAUCCAAAAUUGCGCGAGGGUUUUAUUAUUUCCACCUGUCAAUAGACUUUUAUUCCUUUAUAAAACCGAUUGUGUAAUAAACUCCAGCUACAAUUGGUUGCAAAUACUAUCGCAGGACAGUAGUCUGCAGAAAUACAUUGUCAAAUUAUUUAUCCAUACCACCUAUGUUUGUUGGUGAUGUUGUGGAAAAAAGUAAGAGCUGUUCGAACGGUGCUGCUAAAGAGCUGUAUCAACCGCCGGCGGCCCGUGAAGUUCCAUUUAAAAGCGUAAUAAACAACGACGAUGCCCAAUCGUCAACGAAAACGUCGACUGAUCGUGCUAAUACAAUUCAAAAUACUAAAAGAACCUCGCCGAAAAACUCUGUAAGUCAACGUGAGCGGAGACCAGAUAGACAAGUAUAUGUGCCUCGAGCGAGACGAGACGCCGUUGCGCAAACAGCCAAUUCUCCCCUUAAGAUGAACCACGAAUCAAGUGAAUAUUCUCAACAAAACAAUUGUGAUAAACUCAAUAUGUACAAAAAUAAAAUGUCGUCCAACAGUAACGAAACAAUUAAUGUAAAAAAAAGUAACUUCGAAAUGAACGGAAACGGUGAUGAUUGGAAAGAUAAGCUAAUGGAUGAGGAUCGGGAUUUGUUCGAACUGCAACGCGCAUCGGAAGAGAUCAACAGGAGUAACAGAAGAAUUAUGAAACAAAGUUUCAGAUCAGAUGUACUCAUCAUUUCCGACGAACAGAAAGAGAGAAAAUCUGAACCUACCAAAUCGGAGAAAAAGACAAUCGAAAACAAACGUAAUGUUGCGUGCACGAAAGAAGAACCUAUUAUAACAGUACCAAAAUCGACACAUUAUGGUACAUCGGAAUCUCACAAAAUAAAUCCGGAAGAGGAUGACUGGGAAGCUAUGUAUGAUGAAAAUGGUGACUGUUUAGAUUCAAAGCUUUGGGAAGACCUCACGCAUAUGGUAGGAAAAGCAACAAUAUCUCCCCAAGAGAGUAAUAGCGAAAAAUCACUUCAAAAUAAAGAUAAGUCAUCUACGAUAUCAGAUGACAGUUUUGCACAUGUUUUAGAAAUCUAUGACUUUCCUGCCGAAUUUAAAACUCAAGAUCUUUUAUCAGUCUUCUCGCCCUACAAAUCGACUGGAUUUGAAAUCAAAUGGGUAGAUGACACGCACGCAUUAGCAGUUUUUAGCAGUGUACAAAUUGCCCAAGAGGCAUUGUCACAAGACCUGCCGUUCGUGAAAACGCGGCCACUACGCGAAGGUACAUCAGAGUCGAGGCAAAAGGCUCGCCGGUGUGCGGAAUUUUUGCAACCGUAUCGCACGAGGCCUGAGACGUGUCCGGCAUUAGCUCGCCGGUUAGUUAGCGGUGCAUUGGGCCUGCGCCUCAAGACGGCAGCUGCGGACCUGGAACGCGAACGCUUGCUGCUUAAAGAAGCCAAAGAAAGAAAAUUAUUAGCAAUCCGCCAAAGAGAUGAAGCGUGGGAGCAAGAAUAUACGACAAGGACAGGAAAAUAAUUUUUUUUAUAAAAGAUUUUACAUAGUAUGAUGGAUAUAAGUUGUAACAAAUUCAAUAUAAAAAGUG